AUGUUUCCAACAAACGGCCAUUCGUCAGCACCUAUCCAAUUUCCUAAACAAUGGAUCGCAAGCUUGGACGUUGACAUUGAGCCCAAGGCGACGCGAAAGACAUCUAUCAUUUGCACCAUUGGACCCAAAACCAACAACAAAGACAAGCUGAUCGAGUUGAUGGAUGCAGGCAUGAACAUCGUACGCAUGAAUUUUUCGCAUGGUGAUUAUAAUUAUCAUGAAUCGGUUCUCAAGAAUUCUCGAGCUGCUGCUGCCGAGCGACCUGAACGUGCAUUGGCUAUUGCCCUUGAUACCAAAGGCCCCGAAAUCCGCACCGGCAUGAUGCGUGAUGACAAAGAGGUGUCUAUCAGCAAAGGACAUGAGAUGAUUAUUAGUACAAACGCCGAGUAUCAAGACGUAUGUGAUGAUAAAGUCAUGUAUGUCGAUUACAAGAACAUUACCAAGGUGAUCGACAUUGGCAAAAAGGUAUACGUGGAUGAUGGCUCGCUCUCAUUCCAGGUGCUUGACAAGCAGGGUGAUCAAUUAAAAGUGCGUGCAUUGAACAAUGGCAAGCUGGCAUCACGUAAAGGAGUCAACCUUCCAAAGACACCUGUUGAUCUUCCAGCCCUUUCACAAAAAGAUGAAGCGGAUCUUGAGUUUGGUGUAAAGCAUGGCGUCGACAUGAUCUUUGCAUCCUUUAUUCGACGAGCUGAAGAUGUCAAGCACAUUCGCAAGGUGCUUGGACCCAAGGGCAAGAACAUCAAAAUCAUUUGCAAGAUCGAAAACCAUCAAGGUUGUCAAAAUUUUGAUGCUAUAUUGGCUGAAGCUGAUGGUAUCAUGAUUGCAAGAGGUGAUAUGGGUAUCGAGAUCCCUGUUGAGAGGGUGUUUGUUGCCCAAAAGAUGAUGAUUGCAAAAUGCAACUUGGUGGGUAAACCUGUUGCCUGUGCAACACAAAUGCUUGAAUCCAUGACAUAUAAUCCACGACCAACACGAGCUGAAGUAUCCGAUGUUGCGAAUGCCGUAUUGGAUGGUGCUGAUUUGGUGAUGUUAUCGGGCGAAACGGCCAAGGGUUCCUAUCCCAUAGAAACGGUCAAGACCAUGGCAACCACUUGCGAGCUUGCUGAAUCGGUUAUUUGCUAUCCUCCUUUAUUCAAUGAGCUGAGAUCUCUCACGCCUUGGCCUACUGAUACGACUGAAACCAUUGCUUGUGCAGCUGUAUCUGCUGCAGCUGAACAAAAUGCAGGUGCCAUUUUGGUUCUAUCAAAGUCGGGUCACACUGCACGGCUCGCAUCCAAAUAUCGCCCUACACAGCCCAUUAUUGUUGUUACCCGUAAUGAGGAGACUGCACGCCAAUCCCAUCUUAAUCGAGGUAUCUUCCCUUUCAUUUAUCGUGAGGAACCAUUGCAAAAUUGGCACGAUGAUGUAGAAGCUCGUAUUCGUUGGGGUGCCUCACGCGGCAAGGAAGCUGGCCUCCUCAAAUCUGGUGAAUCCAUUGUUACGGUCCAAGGUUGGAAAAGUGGUCUUGGGAACACAAACACCAUUCGCAUUAUCAUUGCCCCAUGA
Messenger RNA from Lichtheimia ornata, 1542 nucleotides. Its product is annotated as pyruvate kinase. Gene Ontology annotation, biological process: glycolytic process. The record is from RefSeq and is a predicted model, not a curated record. NCBI's taxonomy places the organism in Eukaryota, Fungi, Mucoromycota, Mucoromycetes, Mucorales, Lichtheimiaceae. Bases 1 to 1542 code for a protein of 513 amino acids. Gene Ontology annotation, molecular function: magnesium ion binding; pyruvate kinase activity; potassium ion binding. Gene Ontology annotation, cellular component: cytoplasm. The transcript has 3 exons.